CAGUCAGAACCGUCGACAGUCGGUCGAGAGCAGCGCGCGUAUUACACACGGGUUGGUGUUCUAGGCUAAGAGGUGUAUGCGGCGGCUAUUCAGGGGUGCUAUUUCCGGAGAAAAUCGGCGCGGUGCGGGGGUCGGCCUGUGUGCGUAGCAUCAUCUCUUUGGGGGCACAUUCCUGCAAGCAUGACCCGAGAUUGGGAAUGGGGGAUGAUGGCUCGCGCGCAGUUCUCCGGUAGACCCCUGGGUCGCCUCCGCCUCGUUGAACGGGAUGGAGCCGUGGUGCGUGAGCAACAGUUCCUCACCGGAAGCGCAGUUAAUCAGUCGAGUUUUCUGGACUAAUUCUGUUCCGCAGGAAUUGAAAUCGAAUUAGCAAGUGUGAAAGUGUGAUCUGGAAGUGCCAAAUCGAUAGUGAGCCUAACGCGUACAACGGUCCCAAGGGAGAAUCUUUUGCUUACUGCGUAUUUUGGAAGCUUCCUAGUUCUGCUGUUCUAUACCAGGAUAUCCAAGGUGAACAGAUGUGCUUCGAAGGUUCCAAAUGUUGAUGUUGAGCACACAAAUCAGAUUGGCUUCGUGAUUUGAGGGGAAUUCGAUCGAGGAUCGGUUUCACCGCACUAAUCGCAAAGUCAACUUCCGUUGAAGACCCUGGACAGAGGGCUAAUAAGGUAUUGCGUGCUUCUUCCACUCGCGUCUCUAAUCCCGUAGUGUGUUCAACAAAAAAGAAGAUCCCGAUCUAAUCGAGAACAGUGUGAUUAGUGGAAAGUUUCCGCAGAAAGUUUGCCGUGCCGUGCGCGACUUGGCGACAUUUGCCCUUUCGGGAAAUAAUAAAUACGAUUACCGCCUUUCUGCGGCUUGAAUGCGGUGAAACGGAACGCAGUGACAGCUCGUGGCCAGCAGCGUGCCUCACAGUAGGACGAAGACACAAAGUGAAUUUUACUUACCGUAGUUCCUCCGCUGCGUCGACAAUUUUUUCCGCAAGUAGUGGGAGGAGGUCAUUCCGCGUUAGUAAAGUGUGAGUUAUCGCGAGUGCAAUUUGGACCACAAUGCCAGGCCUAUCGCUACAGGAGCGACGCUUUGUGGAAUUCUCACCGACGGCAGUAACGAGCCUUGGGCCCGUAAAUCGCUAGAUCCGCCACGAAGGUGAAAAAACUUGCGGCGGCCCAUCAUAAAACAAGGUGUCCUGCCGCGUUUGCACCAACCAGCUGCAGCCAGUGGUGCCAUUCGUUUCCAGUAGCCAAGUGUGUGGGUGGGAUCCCAAGUGGAAGAAGAACUUCCCUACGAAUUUACGACCACCCGGGCAAAAAGCUGCUGAAAUGGGUACGGAAUCGGCCUGCGGCACUUACUACAAUGAACAACAAGCCGGCACUGGUCCCGCAAUGACCAAUUACUAUCAAAUGAACGACAGUGGCGGUGGAGGGAGAAGUGAAGGAACCGGUGGCAACAAUGCGUCCAAUGAAAAUCUCCACGGAUCCAACAAUCAUCCAGACGACGAAGUAGCUCAAGGCGUCGGCAACUCCAACUCCGAUGACCCAGGUGAAUCCGAACUGGACCUACGCCACCAGGAUCAGCAAAGAUCCGCCCACAACGAUCCUCCCCGGAACCCACCUGUCAACGUUUCCAACCCCUGGUCCAUUUCCCAACAAAUCCAGAACCACAUCUCCAAUAAUCCCGCCAGCUCCCACCCCUCACGCCUAGAGCGCUCCAACUCUCUUGCCAGCAAUUGGACCUUCCCUUCCUACCAGAGGCUCUACAACGAGAACCACUACGGCAUAGCCAUCGCGGCCGCCGUUCAACACCAACUCCCCGGAACGUCCCAACCCCAAUCACACCAAAGUCACCACCUUAACAACCCGUCGCAACAUCACCAACCAUCAACCCAUCAACAGAACCAGCAGAACCAACAACACUCCGCCAGUCACCAUCAGCAACUUCAACAGCAGCAGCAGCAGCAACAGCAUCCACAUUCCGGUCUACUGAUGCCGGCCGGAAUCAACGGCAGCGGAGGAAUGCCUCAAAACCACCAGCACCUAUCCAAGCGAUUCUACUACCCGUCCACGACAGUCUUUCUAUUUUCAGGUAAAUCAAGCAAUAACAAAGACAUCUGCGGCGACGACAAACACAAAGAGGAUGGCGACCCGUGGAACGUCGAGGCACAGGCGGCGUUCCUGGGGCCGAACCUGUGGGACAAAACGCUACCCUACGACUCUGAUCUCAAAGUGCACCAGUACGCCGAUCUCGAUGAAUUCCUGUCAGAGAACGGCAUCCCGGUGGACGGCCUCCCCGGCGGACACCUGGGCCACUCGACCAGCCUCACCAGCCGCUCCGACAGCCUCGGCCACUGUGCGGGCCUCUCGCUCGGACUCAGUCAGGUGACGACGAAACGGGAACGCUCACCAUCGCCCACAGACUGCAUGAGCCCGGACACGAUAAACCCACCGUCGCCGGCCGACUCAAUUUUCGAUGUUGCAGCGUUCUCGAUGUCGUCGGCCACGCGUGACUUCGACCCGCGGACACGGGCUUUCUCCGACGAGGAGCUGAAACCGCAACCGAUGAUCAAGAAAUCCCGCAAGCAGUUCGUCCCGGACGACAUGAAGGACGACAAGUACUGGGCCCGGCGCCGGAAGAACAACAUGGCGGCGAAGCGGUCCCGCGACGCCCGCCGCAUGAAGGAAAAUCAAAUCGCGCUCCGAGCUGGUUACCUGGAAAAAGAGAACAUGAACCUGCACCGAGAAGUGGAACAGCUGAAACAGGAAAACAUGGAACUACGUGCCCGUUUAUCCAAGUACCAAGAGGUAUAAUCAUAACUCAACGUCAUCCCUAGUUUAAUCACGUACCACGUCCACCAUUACAAAUGCCACCACCAACAUCCUAAAACCAACAAACCAACAACUACAAAAAAAUGGAAAAAGGCAAAACGACAACAAAGAGUAACAUAAAGUAGAAAACAAUGCGACCCGGAUGAAACAGCGUACUCACUAGAAAGUCAUCACAGCAACCACCAGUAGCAUCAGCAACGGUAGCAGCAACGGCAGCAAGUAGUAGUAGUGAUAGCAGCAGCAUCAGCAACGCCAUCGGCAAACAGCGCGGCAGCAAAACAAUAGACAACAACAGCAACGAUUUACAAAGCAACUCCAAGCAGCUUCAAGGACGGCGACGACGUUGAGUGCACGGCGGCGGGAAUGAGCGAGUGAACAUGAAAGCGACGAAUUCACGCGAGAACGAGAGACAGAAAGAGUGGACAUAAUUUUUAGCAAAAUUUAGCAAAACAAUAAGCGCGUGUGCAUUGUGCAUAACAAAAGCAACCGAAUCGUUACCAAAAAGAAACGUAGAAACAAACAAAAGAGACGGAGGGGUGGAAACCGGGCAAGAAGAAGAUCCAGCGAAGCUUUGGGCAAUUUGUACAGUGCACAGGAAGAGAGAAGGUAGUCAAAGCAGUAGCUGAACAGCAGCAAUGGUAGCUGGCGAACUUUGUUUAGAUGCAUCACAGACACAGACACACACAGCACUCACACACACAUAGACAUGCGCCUACGAGACAGAAAAAGCCGAUCGGGUCCUCGACAAUGGGGAUCGCGGGAGCUAAACGCAAAGCCUGCUGCGUUUCCACGUGUUAGAUUUUUGUUGAAUAAUUUUAGAAACCGACAAUAUAGAUUUUAUUGAAGGAGUAAGGAGUCGUCGAUUAGGAAAAUUAAAAUGGAAAGUGUUUGAAUCGUACUAAGGUUUUCAGUCAAGGAAGCUACUAAAUUUACUGCGUUAGGUUUUGUUUUUGUUUGCGAAUACACAUUCAGACACAGACAGACAGCUGGUUCUCUUUUGUUGCGUUUCUCUGGUGUGUGGUAGAGCUAACCAUCAUACGCGAAGGACUGGGUGAGGUCGUUUUAAUUAAUUUUUAAGAAGAUUGUGGGAUCGCGCAGCCAUGUUAGGUGCGCGACUGGAACCAUCUACGCAUCAUAGUAAUAGCUGUAUAGUUUUUUUUUUUCUGGAAGUGGUCUUUUCCCGAUUUAAUCAGGGGAAAAUUGAAAGUGUUUUUUUCUUUCGUUUGUUUUAAGACUAACAGAUUACAUACACCACCGUGCAUACAUAUAGAGAGAGAGGUUGAUAUGAUUCGAAAUCAAAAAACCAUCCACCCGGGAAAAUUGCAAUCGAGAUCAACGAUCGUCUGACGUUACGCGUUCUUUUGUUUGAAGUUUGUUUCUCAUUUCUUCGUAUGCGUUUGCCGCGUUUUGUUUUACAAUUCAUCAAGCUUCAAGUGCCGACGGGCAGAUGGAAGUGCGGGUUCGGAUGGGCGAAACGAACGCUUGAAAGCAGGGGUGCCAGUUGUAAAUAUGAAAGUUUACUUGCAUUUUAUUAUUAUUUUAUUUUACUUUGAAGUAUUUUUGUUUUGAUGAGCAGUAAUGUUUUAAGAAUCAAUUUAAAUAUGGAUUAGCGUUUCGAUGGCUCAGGUUUAACCCAACAGACAUUUUCGAUGUAUAGGAGUUUGAUAAAGUACUUUUACCCAAGCGUUUGCUCCUUAAACGGUUAUGCAACGUAUUUUUAAAUGGGGGGAGAAACCAUCUUAUAAUGUGCAGAAAUCACCGUCUGUUCAAAGCCAGUUAUUUUACUCAAAAUGACGAAGAUGCCAAUAGAAAUGUCAAUAUCCUUCUGGUGAAAUUUUCGAGCGUUUUGAUAGUCUUUGUUAAAAUUUGCAACAAAACCAUAUAAAUCAGGCCAAACAUGUCUAAAGGUCCUAUCUGCAGAAGAGAGGCCCUCUUUGGUUUCUCCCUCUUUCGUUAAUAUCUCAGCUGUUAAUUUGAAUUUUGAUUACCUCCUUGCAUUGAACGAUGGUCAAAAAAAUCGUCUUUCGAUUUGUACCGCAAAAAUAGUAGAAAAGUAUACCAUUACAUUGCAAUAACUGAAAGAGAAAGUAAACAAAGAGAGCCUCUCAAAUGCAGAUAGGACCUAUUGAAAUGUUCGGCCUGAAAUAUUCAAUACGAACUUUUUUCUCAAUUCCAAACAUUGGAAGGUGAAAUUUUUGAAAACAUUCAGGUAAAACUCAAACCUUCUCAAAUACUCGAGACGACGCUUUUGGCAAACUUGGUGAAUGCAUUUCUACUGCCUUUUCUGAAAGAAUUAUUCGAAGAGAUCGAGGUAAUCCAGCUGAGUGGUAAAAGAUUGGCCACCAUUUAUGAAAAAGGUUUAGACAAGAUUACGGUGAAAUUCCCAAAAACUUGUAGAAGAAUUCGGAGGAAGCCCCUGUUGAGUGUUGAAGAUAUUCUUGAGAAAUUUCUGGUGAUUCUUAACGGAAACCCUAAGGUAAUUAAUAAAUUUCUGGAAGGAUUUCUUGGAGAAUUGUUGAUGAAAGGCAACAUUCAGGUAGACGCUUCUGCUCAGCAUUUUCGUUACAUUUACUCCCGAAUUUAGAAACUUUCUGAAAAAUGUCGACAGAAUAAACCCAGUGGCAGGGAGGUGGCUAUGUCAUGAGGAAAUCUUGAAGCAUAUUUAUCAAAGAAAAGAAGAAAUCGUUGCAUCCCUAGUAACGAUUUUCGUGAACAAAUAGACUUAUGGAAGCUAUAUUCCAAGCAGCACCUGCAACAUCAUCCAAAAUGUGGUUUUUUAUGCUUUGGUCUAAAAGAAUUGCAAUAAAAGCGCACGCAACUUCCAUCUUGUCGGUUGAGUUGCAUUUAAACUCCGAAUAUCGUUAAAUUGCAGCUUUGUUUCAUAGGAAUUACAAAUAACAUCGUAUUUAACAUCGAUUUAUGGAGGCGGAGCUUACAUAUUCCUCACAAGUGGCAAUACAGUCAGCUUACAUUAAAUGUGCUAUGUAACACACAUGAAACAUCUUACUCUGGUUUGUUUGUUCAGAUUAGGUUCCAAAUGUGUUGCGGAAAACUUGCGCGUCUUUUCUUUUUGACAGCUUUCUAACUUGUGGCAAAAACGGUACAAUGAAGUAACGCGUAACUUCAGUGGCUUUUAUGGUGCAUUGAGCAGCAAAUCUUUCACAGAGCUUCUGGAGUAGUAUGUAAGGUGAGUGGUUAAUACUCCUGGUGUCCAUGGUUCGAGUCUUAAUAUAUUGUUUGUGAAUUUCGACUGGAAUUUGAUUUAUGAUUUCGAACUGGCUUUCUCAGUCUAGGGAAAUUCAAAACGUAUUCUGUUGUCCUUAAUUUGAACAGUGAAUAAAUUGCACUGAUGUUGCGGUACUGGCUUUGAAACAAGUCGUGUUGCUUGGGAAGAACCAUAAUAAAACCUUACACCUUUUGUUUUGGUUUUAUGAAAGUUAUAAGAGCACCUUCUAGUUUGUUUGACUUUGGCAUAUUUUUCAAACAUUUUUAGAAGUCUUGAGAAACUUAUGUGAAAAUCCUCAAAGAAAUUGAGCUCUUAGAAUUAUUUCUAGGAAAAUUUAUUUUGGGAAUCAACUUUUGGUCACAGCUUGAAGCAGAAUUCAUAAUUUGAAAGUAGCACAGAGAACCUCAAUAUUCUCAGAAACAUCUGCAUAAAUUCGCGAGGAAAACUUGACAAAAACUGUAGAUGGAACUCCUUGAGGGAAUCGAGCUUAAUGUUAAGUAGAAAGGCAAAAUGAGUUCUUGGUGUAAAUUACGGCAGAUAUGUUUGGUUAGUGUAUGACAGAAGCUCUUUAAGAAUUGCUAGAGUUUUGAAAACUAAAUUUUAUUGAAUAGCUUCAAAGUUCUUUUAUAAAUAUUUCCUGGAAUUUCUCAAAAAUUGGAAGUGUUUUUUUAUUGGCAAUAUUUUGGCUUACUUUUCCAAUGUUUCUACAAAGAACUACACCCAAAUUUUAUCCUCAGAUUUCUUCUGAAAAAGAUGCUCCUCAAAUUAAUUUUUAUUAAUAAAUUCCUAAAUAACUCAAUUCUGGAAUCCAUCCGACAUUUCCUUCAUUUGGUUCAGCUUAGAUUUGUGCUCCAAUAAUUGCGUUUUUUGUAGAUUUUCCCAGAUUAUUAAAAAAAAAUCUGGAGAAUUCACCAAGAAUUUCGUCGUUUAUUUUCAGUAGUACUUUCCAAUUUUUCUUCAACCCUAUUUAUAAGUUCUUCGAUACAAAUCUAGUGGAAAUGGGUUUGGAUUGACUUCAUGACGUAGUUUCUGAUGGUAUUGCAUACGAUUUUGCAAAAAAUAAAAAAUAAAAGUUCAGAGAGUCAACAAGGAACAUUUUUUAAUUUUGUUUUAGUUAUCUUUUUCCAAAACUUUUGGAAUCAUUUUUGGGAAGAUUUACAAGAUAUUAUGAAAAUAUUUUCAACAAUUUUCAUUUUUUUUUCGCGAAGUAGGCUUUUGGCUAUUGUGGUCUAAAAAUAAUCAAAAACUUUUCCCACGAAAUUCCACAUGAAUUUAACCAGAGUUAAUAGGAAAAAUCAUCAGUCCAAUCUUUGUGGCAGCUUGUGCGUUAACAUUAAUGCUGAAAUUUCACUGAAAAUCCUUCAGGAUUGUCUUCAAAAUUUUUUUUUUAGUUUUAACUCAUUUAGGGAUUUUUUUAAUUUUUUUUUAUGUUUUUUACAAAAUCCUACAAAAUUUCUCAUGAAGAGUUGCUUAAGAGAUUCUUCACAAAUUUUCACCAGGAAUUCAUUCAAUUGACCAUGGGAUUCUCUCUUUUUAGCUCUUUUGACCACUAUGGCACUAAGUGAGCGAGAGUCAUGGAUCUUAGGCAUCUACAACAAAACAUUUCGUCUCAAAUUCCACAAGAGAUUAUUUUAAGAAGUUUUUCAUGAUUUACCAGGGUGAAUCCUCGUGAGAUUCAUCGAAAAGUCCUCCAUAUUAAUCUCAGAGCUUUUUCUUAAUCCUAGUAGGACGUUGGGGUCAAUACGACUCAGACCGGCAUGCUCUCCAUGUAUGCUAGAUCUGUUGGUGUUCCACCGUAAAUUGAGAGAUAGAGAGUCCUCCUGAAAUAACAACAAGGACCCUUCAGGAUUUUAUCAUGGAAUUUCAAAAAAAAAAAUCUGAUAAAAAAGUAGUUUCGAAAUAAUUUUCAUAAGGAGUUUUUCCAAGAAUUUCUUAGGUUAACUUUUUUUAAGUUUUUCUAAAAAAAAUUAAAAUGUUUUCUCGGAUUUUUUUGGGAAAAUUUCGAAAAGAUAUCCCCAAGAUCUGUUACCUCCUCCACGGAUGUAAUUCUGGGAUCCAUUAAAGACGUCCUCCGUAGAGUUUUGCUUCUCAAGUAACACACUUGUCAUAGAAGAGUCACGGCGGUGCAGGUUUUUGUUGCGCAGAAGUCACUGUGACUUACUUCUAGCAAAUUUGUUUUAUUUGUUAGAAGUAAGUCAUAGUGACUUCUGGCCAACAAAAACCUGCGCCGCCGUGACUCUUCUAUGACAAGUGUGUUACUUGAGUUGGAACUAUUUUUUUAGAAAUGCCUUCACGCAGGGAUGGGAACACUCACUUGCAAAGAGUUACACUCACUUGCUAUUUUCUCAGCUCAGAAGCAUGCAAUCAAGAAACAAUGUAUGAACGACUUUUGCCGUGUGGUUUGGUCUAAAAUUUUGCCGAAUAGAGUAGGGGUCGCACACGCAUCUCAAAGUCGUGACAGGGUUGUAAAAGCGACUCUCCACGAGGUGAGUGUAAUUUACAUUCACCUCGUGGAGAGUUGCCUUCGCAGCUCCCUCACGACUUUGGUAUGUGAGUGCGACCUAUGCUCUAUUCGGAAAAGUUUUAGACCAAACCACGAGGCAAAAGUCGUCCAUACAUCAUUUCUUCAUUGCACGCUUCUGAGCUGAGGAAAUAGCAAAUGAGUGUAACUCUUUCCAAGUUAGUGUUCCCAUCCUUGCCUUCACGUUUCCAAACAAUUAUUCCAAAAGUUUUUCACGAUUUUUUUAUUAAAACCUGUCAUAAAAUGUAAGUUUUUUUCGUAAUUCUUCCUAAUUUUUCCGCCAACGCUGCUUACUAGCAGUCCGUAGACUUCUACCCAGAGUCUGCUGAAGGAAAUUUUUCUUGAUCGACUCAACAAGAUUUUUUUUCAAAAAACUUUUUUAUUUAAUUUUUCAUCUGCCUUUCCGAGGGCAUUUCUCGUAUUUGUUCAGUAGUUCUUCAAUCAAUCAUUUUGGAGUUUCACCUAAGAGUUUUUUGAGGAAUUCUGCUGGGAACUUAAGAAAUAUUAGCAAUCUUUAUGUAGUAUUUUGGUAUUUUCAGAAAUUUCUCAAAGAUUUUGGCUUGAGAUUUUAGAGGUUUCCUAAUAGGUUCCACAAGAAGUUACUGCAGACAAUUUUCUUAGGAGCUUUGGCUCACCUUUUCAGAUUUUUCAUAGAAAGCUCCACAGUUAAUUCUUCCUGAAAUUUCUUCUAGGUCAUCUGAAAAAGUGAUCACCUAAUUUUAAUUAAUCUUUCGCGAUUUAGCUUUCCUUUUUUCCCCGAUUUUUUAUUUUUUUGCAAACAUUCUUGUUUGGUCGAUUGAGAAAAGCUUCGGGCAAUUUCAUAAUGAUCGUGGAAGACUUGCUUCCAGCAAACGCCCUCUAGAGGUCAACGAAGAGGUUAUAACCAAUGCUCCAGAAAUUUCAUAAAAAUUUACCAAAAAUCCUGUCAUGAAAUUCAAAAUAUUUUCUGGAACUCUUCCUUUUUCUACAACACUGAAUACUAACUCUUCGUGGAAGUCUACCCGGAAUCUACUGGAUGCAAGUCCACCGUGAUUUGUAGAGGAAUUUCUCAAAGCUUUUCUCGAUCGACUUAACAAGAAUUUUUAUCUAAAAAAAAUCCCUGAAAUUGGACAAAAAGCGUUUUCGCUACAUUUCACAAAGAGUUUAUCAUGUGUGGGACAUUUUCGAAGAUGUUUCGAGGAUGUUUUUGAAAUUUUUUGAGUUGUUCCUGAAUUAAUCCCGUUUUGGAGUUUCACUGGAAAAUUUGAGGGAAACUCAAGAGCAAACAAGUUUUUCAGAAAAAAAUAAUGUUUCAAAAAACUCCGACAGUGUUAUAUCUAGGAACAUAUCAAAGAUUUUUGUAUGAUCCGCUGAGCUCUACUCGGAAUUUUGUUGUUUUUAAGAUUCUCCUGAGCAUUUUCUGAAUAUUUCAUUAUAAUAGGUGUCAUUGAAAUUCAUCAAAAAUCCUGUCAAGGAAUUCAAAGCAUUUCUGGAAGUGCAUUUAGGGUUAAAGGCAGGGAUGCUAAAAGAUUUUUUGAAAAACCUGUAUCACUUUUUUUUCAAAAAUCUGUAUCCCAUACAAAAUUUGGGAGAAAAAUCUGUAUCCCAUACAAAAAUAAAAUGGUCCAUCUAGCUCAAAAAUCUGUAUUUCAUGUAUAACGGAAUCUGUAUGGGAGCUCAAAAAUCUGUAUAAUACAGAUAAAUCUGUACAUAUGGCAUCCCUGGUUGAAGGAUUCGUCAUUGAUACCACCAUCAUCAUUAAAAUUUCGAAAGCAGUUUUCUCUUCCGAAACAUGAAGGUUUAUAAAGAAAGGUAUGCAUUGUAUUCCAUUCUUUAUCCGGAAUACAGUGAAUACUUUCACAUUAUGAUCAUUAGAGUUUUGAACGAGAAAACUGCUUUUGAAAUUUCAAUGAUGAACGUGAUAUCAAUGACGAAUCCUUCAACCUUAAUGUUUCUUCCAACACCGGGUACUGGGCGGAUGUCUUGUUAUGGGAUUUCUUGAAACUUAACAAGAAUUAUUACCAAAAAAAUCAUAAAAAUAUUGUAAAAAGCAUUUUCACUUAAUUUAACCAGGAAUGUCUCAUCGACCCUUCUCCGUAUUUGUUCAGGUUUGAAGUUGAAUACAGGAGUUCAUAAAAAACGCGGCUGGAAACUUAAGCGAUAUCAAUCUUCCUGUAGUUAUUCGGCCGAAUUGUUUAAAAUAAUCAAGUGAUAUUUCUAGGAACUUCUCAAAGAUUUUGGCAUGAUAUUUAAGUGGUUUCUAAAUAGUUUCCAUGAAAAGUUGCUGCAGACAGUUUUCUAUGGAAAUGUUGGCUCACUUUUUCAAAAAAUCAAUAGAAAAAGAAACUCUUCCUCAGAUUUCUUCUGGAGCAUCUGAAAAAGUGGUCCCUCAGUCCUAAAAAAUCCUCAGCGAUUUUACUCUGGAAUCCGUCCAAGACUUCCUCGAUUGAGUUUUGCUUGGAUUUAUGUUUUUUAGAUUCCCCCAGAACAUUUUUUUUUUCCGAAAAAAUUGGAGAGAUUUUUAAGAAAUUUAUCAAAAUUUUACAGACAGAUGUUAAUAGGAUCCGUUAGGAGAAGUUUUCUCUAGAGAUUUUCCCCAAAUUUCUUCAUGGGUUCCAUUUAAACAUUUCUCCAUGGAUUUCUUCUGAACUUUCAUUGAAAUCCGAUAAAAAGCUAUUUUAGAGUUACCAACUGAGAAGAAAAUGUUGAAGAAUCAAAGCUUCAAAUAAUUCUCAAAAUGUUCGAAAAAAUCAGCUGGCAACCCUGCUUGAAGUGUUCGUAUCCGUUUACUGAAUUUAUUCUACCAACAACUUUAAAUGAGAAAUAGAAAAAAAGUCAAUUCUUUUAAUUGUGAGAACAUGUGGAUUAUGAAGUAGGGCUGUGAAUUUAUCAAGAUGGCUGAGAUACCAAUGCAUUGGUUGAGUACCACCCCAGAACAGCUAAUCCAAAUUUGAAAGGAAAACGGUUGAGUAGUGUCUUUCUUGCCUAGUCGGUCUGUUGUGAGCUUGAGUAAAAGCGAGAGAAAGGAAAAAGCGUUAGAAAUGGGAAAAUCAUGUAAAAAUUAUAUCGUAAAACAAGCAAAACUUGCAAUUGAAUGAAAUUAUACCUUGUAAAUAGUCUGUAUUGUUAAGAAAGUGAAAAAAAGCAAAGAAAAGCAACAAAUAGAGAAACGAACGUAUAUUUACACACAACACACUACUCACCCCUACUUGCUUGAACGGAAUUGGACUCGCGCCCGUCAGAUAAAGAUUACAAAACAGAAAAAGUUUCAUCAAAGCUGGAUGCUGCCGAAAGCACUUCGUGUGGAAUGGUUCAAGGAAAUUAACACACCAUAAUUUAAACAUAAUUUAUUCACCACAGUCCGACUUGCCUCGUGCGCAGCAGCUGUAGGCCUUUCGUGGUUUCUCAAACUCUCAGCAGCCUUUGAAACCUUUUGUUUUUCAUUCAUUCAAUCAUCAUAACCUCACACAGCAACACCUGAAUCCUUCAAACAAGCAAAACAGAAAAAGAAAACACGUUGAAAACAACGCCGCGUUAUAUGAAACUUUGCAUCGGACAGAGCGAGUUGCGCGCGCGUAGGAACAAAAAAGGGAAAGCGGUAGGCAGUAAACCAAGUAAAUCGUUAAUAAAUUGAAAGAUUAUUAAGCAAACAAGUUAGUCUGAUUCAAAAACUGUAGUGAUAGUACCAAGAUUGAACAAAAAAAAAACAAUGAGAGAAAACAAGUAGUUGAUAAUGCAGAGGUUAAGAAAACAAAAAGGCAAAUGAAACAAUAUUAUUAGUGAUUAGUGAACAAAGAAGAGAAAGAAUCCCCAAUUAAAAAAGGAAAACUAAUGACUUGAAUGUAAAUGCAGGUUUAGAAAACCCCACUUAAAACAAUGUGUAAAAAGUAUAUUAUAACAAGCGAAAUAUGAGAUAGGAGAGAGAGAGCGAGCGAGCGAGAGCGAGAGAACGAGAGAAUCCCGCGUCCUAUUUUAAAAUUUUUACUUCAGACUCGUCCGAACGUGGAUUCAACCAACCUGAAUAAAAAAAAAUAUGAAAAAUGUUAGUCCCCUUUGAAACUGACUUUGUGUACACUCGAUAGGAAAAAAAUGAUGUUACCGGUAAAAUUUACCUUAGUAGUUUGUAUAGUUAGAAUCAUGCAGCAGCAGCAGCAACCCAUCCCGAACUCAUGAGUUCCCCUUCAUCUGGAAUGGAAUUGUUUGCCGUAAACCGCCUCAUAUUUGUUUUAUCGCUAUUAGUAGUUCCCAAUUUGAGAACCAUUGAGUUUUUGUUUGUAUUUGUUAAUCUUGUCUAGAGGAGCCAAAUUCAGUACGUACACACUUGCACCUAGUUAUCCGAACACAUCAUACACUCACUCACACCUGCACUCACUCAAUCACUCACUUACUCUCUGCAGGAUAAAUCGAUGAGAAAUCGUUUCCGACGCUGAUCCAGCGUCUUGGAAACAAUCGCGCGCGAUUUUUUUCGCUUUCAAAUCAUUUCACACAAUCUUCUCAGCUGCUUUCCUCUUCUUCUUCGUCUGUCGUUUCCAACCUACUUUCUGCCAUACUGGGCUCUUUGGCGAAUCAACCAAUAGUUCUUGAUUGUUAAUUCUAGAGCGUAGCAAAUCAAAUAAAAAUCCGUACCUUGUAAAUUUCUCGAUUUAUUUUUUUCUCCGUACUUCUUUUUUGAAAAAUGCUUGGUCAGAAUCAGUUCUCUCAAUUAACCUGCUUAUCUCGGAGCAAAACGCUAAGCGACCACCACCACCACGAUUGGAAUCCGAAUUGAAUCUAAAAGAACGUCAAAAUUUGAUCAGAAAAAAAAACCGUUGAUUGAAACUAAAACUUCUCUAACUGCGGGUAGUGGGAAACAAAAUCAUCAGCGCACCUUUUUUUUAUUUUCGAUCAUACCUACUUUUGAAAGCAUGGCUAAAAACAAGCAAAAAAGAACACGAUGAGGAUGGAGCAGAAAAUGAAAACUGUUUAUUGUUAUCAUUAUUAUUAUGAUUAUUUUUUUUCUUCUUUUCUUCGUCGUCCUGUGAAGUAAUCCAACAAACAAUUACUUUAUUGCUAUUAUUUUUUUGAAAAAUAAAAAACCGUAAAAUAAUGAGUUAA
Aedes albopictus (Asian tiger mosquito) is the source of this 13630-nucleotide messenger RNA. It is a transcript of the gene Pdp1, whose product is annotated as hepatic leukemia factor. Gene Ontology annotation, biological process: regulation of transcription by RNA polymerase II. Gene Ontology annotation, cellular component: nucleus. Lineage: Eukaryota; Metazoa; Arthropoda; Insecta; Diptera; Culicidae. The transcript is spliced from 5 exons. The record is from RefSeq and is a predicted model, not a curated record. Gene Ontology annotation, molecular function: RNA polymerase II cis-regulatory region sequence-specific DNA binding; DNA-binding transcription factor activity, RNA polymerase II-specific. The coding region runs from base 1308 to 2792 and encodes 494 amino acids.